Messenger RNA from Olea europaea var. sylvestris, 2199 nucleotides. RefSeq lists its product as uncharacterized. NCBI's taxonomy places the organism in Eukaryota, Viridiplantae, Streptophyta, Magnoliopsida, Lamiales, Oleaceae. The coding region runs from base 1 to 2199 and encodes 732 amino acids. The record is from RefSeq and is a predicted model, not a curated record. The transcript has 2 exons.
AUGGCUGAUAAUGAAAGCAUACACGAUGAAAAUGAAAACCAACAAGUACGAACCAUGCGUGAUUACUUGCAACCUUCUCGAAAUUUUGCUCCUUCAUGUUUCAUUUUUCCUCUUAAUGCUAAUAAUUUUCGAUUCAAGCCGGGUAUGAUUCCAUUACUUCCUAAUUUUCAUGGCUUAGAAUCUAAAAGUCCAUAUUUGCAUCUUAAAGAAUUUGAGGAAGUAUGUGCCACAUUUAACGAGCAAACUUGUCCCAAUGAAAUUGUUAAGUUGAAAUUGUUUCCUUUUUCUCUAAAAGAUAAAGCAAAAACUUGGCUUAACUCUUUAAAACCUAGGUCGAUUGGCACAUGGCAAGAAAUGCAAAGUGAGUUUUUGAAGAAAUUCUUUCCAGCACAUAAAACUAAUGCUUUGAAAAGACAAAUCCAAAAUUUUUCUCAAAAAACCAAUGAAGCGUACUUUCAAUGUUUAGAAAGAUUUAAAGAUUUGUUAAAUACAUGCCCACACCAUGGUUUUGAAAAAUGGCGUACUAUAAGUUUCUUUUAUGAGGGCCUAACUCCUGAAACAAAACAAUUUGUAGAAACGAUGUGCAAUGGUGAAUUUUUAGAUAAAGAUCCAGAUGAAGCAUUAGAAUUUCUAGAUCAUCUAGCUGAAAAUUCUCAAUCUUGGCAAACAGUAAAACCAAUCGAAAACUCAAUUAGAUCUAGUCUUGCUAGUUCUAGUGGAGGAAAAUAUCAAUUGAGUCAAGAUGAUGAUCUAAAUGCUAGGAUUGCUAGUUUGUCUAGAAAGGUUGAAGCCAUGGAAUUAAGGAAAGUAAAGGAAGUUAAACCCGUGCAAAAUGAUGAAAUUUGUAGCAUUUGUGAAACUUUUGGUCAUCUUACGCAUGAUUGUCCUAACAUUCCAGUUUUCAAAGAAGUUUUACAUGAUCAAACCAAUGCUAUGAACACUUUCAAAAAGCCUUUUUCUUCACCAUACUCAGAAACAUAUAAUCAACAAUGGAGAAAUCAUCCCAACUUUAGUUGGAGAGAUGAUAAUCGUGUUUAUUUAUCACAACCUCAAGGGCUUUCAAAAUUUCCUUCUUUUCCACCACCACAAUCAAAGACUCUUGAGGAAACAUUGCAGUCUUUUAUGCAAGGACAAGCAAAUAUUAAUAAUCAAACUUCACAAGCCAUCAAUGAAAUUAAGAACACACUUUCUUCAUUGACCUCUUCUUUGCAUUCUCAAGAGAAAGGCAAAUUUCCUGCUCAACCUCAACCAAAUCCUUCUCAGCAAUAUAAUGUAAAUGCUUCUAGUUCUUCUGAAAGUCAACAACAAAAUGCCAACUCCAUCACGACUCUUCGUAGUGGAAAAAUUAUUGACAAAACCAUCCCUUCAAAAGAACUAAAAUUUGGUGGUACUUCAAAGCAAGAAAAUGUCGUUUCCAAAAGUGAGGAAAAGAUCAUUUCUGAACCUAUUGUUGAAAAAUACUUGUGCACUGUCAAGAGGAAACUUAAUGUUCAACAAAAAGUAUUUUUAACAGAGAAUGUGAGCUCGAUUGUUCAACAAAACACUCCAUCUAAAUUCAAAGAUCCUGGUUGUCCAACAAUUUCUUGUGUGAUUGGGCAUAACAGGAUAGAGCGUGCUUUGCUUGAUCUUGGUGCUAGUGUUAACCUAUUACCUUUUUCUGUGUAUGAGCAACUUGGUUUGGGAGAGCUUAAACCAACAACAACAACACUUCAACUUGCUGAUCGUUCAGUAAAAGUUCCAAGAGGGGUUGUAGAGGAUGUUCUAGUUCAAAUUGAUAAAUUCUAUUUUCCUGUUGAUUUUAUAGUUUUGGACACACAUCCUGUUUUAAAUUCGAAUGCACAAAUACCUAUCAUUCUAGGACAUCCCUUUCUUGCUACUUCAAAUGCAUUGAUAAAUUGUAGAAAUGGUAUCUUAAAACUCUCUUUUGGAAAUAUGACCGUGGAAAUGAAUGUUUUUAACAUUUGCAAGCAACAUGGAGAUGAAGAUGAUUUGCAUGAAGUAGAUCUUAUUGAACAACUUGUUGAUGAUCAAUUUAUCGCUACAUCUUCAUAUGAUGCGCUUGAAUUUGAAUUCAAUGAUAAUUCUAAAAAUUCGCAUAUGAUUUCAAGUGUUCAAGAACCAAAGCUCGAUUUGAAACCAUUUUUUGAGAAUUUCUCUAAAUUGGAAAAGUCCAUUGCUAUACAUGAUUCUAAAGAUUGA